Paramecium tetraurelia is the source of this 1143-nucleotide messenger RNA. RefSeq lists its product as uncharacterized. Lineage: Eukaryota; Ciliophora; Oligohymenophorea; Peniculida; Parameciidae. Gene Ontology annotation, biological process: protein dephosphorylation. The record is from RefSeq and is a predicted model, not a curated record. Gene Ontology annotation, molecular function: protein serine/threonine phosphatase activity. The transcript is spliced from 6 exons.
AUGUUCCAUUAAUCGUAAUCUCUGAAUAAUCUGAGAAAGGAUUAUCGUCUUAAACCAUUAUAGAUAGCUGGACGAUAUCCUGAAAGUGCUGACUUUAACAAUAAAUCAAAGUUCUUCUUACCACAGAUCAGAAUGAUCGAGUAGAGUAGUGUGUUUACAGAGAAAUAGAAAUAGCUGCGACUACCUUAGUUAUAAAAUCAUUUGGCAGCAAGUGAUUAGCUCUAACGUAAGAAGAUUGAGAUAAGAAAGUCCAUAACACCAAAAUAUCAGAGGAGAUAAACAGCAAUUUAUGCAAUGAGAACCAAGGCAGGAUGUCAAAUUAACAAGGCAACAAAAAUCAAUUAGGAUUCUGCCAUAAUUUGCCCUAAAGUUCUUGAGAAUAUUGGUUAUAAGUUGUUUGCAGUUUCAGAUGGACACGGUCUGAAUGGCCAUCAUGUGUCUAAUUUUAUUAAAUAAACUCUCCCUAAACAUUUGCACAAGUAUUUGGGAGAUAAUCAAGGCGAAACUAAAUUGCAAAUAGCCAGAGCGUUUACAAUUACAAAUAGAGAAAUAUGGAACUCAGAUACAGACACAAAUCUUUCUGGUUCUACAACUGCAUCAGUUCUAAUCACAAAAGAUAUUAUCUACACAGCAAACGUUGGUGAUUCAAGAGCAAUUCUAUGUAAGUUCGAUUAAGUUUGGUAAAUCGUACCAUUAACAAGAGAUCAUAAGCCUGAUGAUCCUGAGGAAAUAAAGAAUAUUAUAGAUGCUGGAGGUAGAGUUGAAUAGUAGAGAGAUUAUCACGGGAAUCCCAUAGGACCUUUCAGAGUUUGGCUGCAAUACAUACAAGCCCCGGGUUUAGCAAUGUCGAGAUCCUUUGGAGAUAAGGUGGGAGCUUAGGCAGGUGUAACAGCCAUUCCAGAAAUAAAGGAGUUUGCUUUGACUAAUCAUGACCAAUUUAUCAUUGUGGCUUCUGAUGGAGUUUGGGAAUACAUGAGCAAUGAAGAGGUGAUGAGUUUAGUGAUCCCAUACUUUGAGAAGGAUAAUCCGGAACAUGCUGCGGAGAAAGUUGUGAGUGAAGCUAUCUAAGCAUGGAGAAGACAAGAGACGAUAUAACUUGCAUUAUAAUCUUUCUAUGACCAGAAUAAACAACAGAUAUAAUGA